AUGCAGCCGGAACGUUUUCAUACAAGUAGCGGAGUGUCGUUCCUGCCAUGUGGUGCCGAGAUGGCAACAGCGUGGCUGCAGAAACGUCUCGCGGCUCUGGAGUCUUUUCAAGAGGGCGAGGACGUGCUGGAGCCAACCCUGAAGAGCCCAAAGAGAGAGGACCCUUACUGUGGCUACGAGGUUGCAGACACUCUCCGCGAAUUCGUUUCCAAGGGCCUGCUGACAGACAUUGACCUGUCCGGCACUACCCCUGAAGAGGAAAUCGGAGAUGUGGGUGUAGCAAAUUUAACCACCGUAUUGCUGGGCAAGGCCCAGCACAUCCAAGGGCUGUCCCUACGACGGGUCGGGCUGGGUGCUGCAGGCUUCCGCGAGGCGAGAACUGUCGCUGGCAUCUGCGGGGUUCGCUCACAAGCGGCUGGAGACAACACCGCUGGCGUAGAUGGCCUUCGCGGCAAUUUUUGCGAAGCGCUGGACGAUGCCAGGUGCUUGAAGGUGCUGGAGUUGCGAGGUUGUGGACUUCGAGACCAGGGGCUGGAGCCUUUGUGCGAUGUGCUGGAGCGCUUCGACGAGGCCUUGAGGCCUGUAGUGUCCGUCCAGCAGCUCAGCCUCAGCACGAAUCAUCUGACGGCGGCUGCAGCAAGGCGCAUGGCGAGGAUGCUUGCGACCAACUUGAAGCUGGAGGAGUUGGACAUCUCUGACAACGAGCUGAGAGAGGAAGGCGGUGAGCACCUUGCCGGUGGCUUGAAUGCCAACAAGGGGCGUUUGCAGAGACUAAACAUCUCUCACAACCUUCUCAGAGUGGCCGGCGCACGUCCACUCCUGGAGAGGUUCAUGACGACAGAUUCCAGGCUGCGCAUGCAAAUCAGGAGGCUUCCUGGCACGAAGCAUGGCUUUGUCUUGGACGGGAUGGUGGUCACUGGACUGGAGUUCAUGGGUUGGGUUGAGCAGCACAACAACCGGAAUCGAUCCGAAGCGGUCUUCGCUGGUGACAGGAUUGUUGAGGUGAGUGGCAAGACCACGCCAGAGGACAUGCUUCUCGAGCUGACUGUGGGAGAGGUGCUCGACGUGACGCUUCUUCGGGACGGAGUCUGCAUGAAGCAUCUUGACAUCUGUUACAAUCUCCUGGGCAAGAAGGGGACUCAGGAGCUACAUACCCUGGCCGGAAUCACCCGUCAGGGCAACAUGAUUGGGAACCAGCUCCGAUUUGAUGGCGGCACGAGGAUCACAUUACUCAAUGCGUACUGA
Messenger RNA from Symbiodinium necroappetens, 1245 nucleotides. The record is from the annotation of a GenBank genome assembly. NCBI's taxonomy places the organism in Eukaryota, Dinophyceae, Suessiales, Symbiodiniaceae.